GGGGAAUCUUGUCUUUACUUUGGGGUUCUCUGGACACAGAGAUGUCUCUAGGUAGCCCUCUAAACCUGUAGUAUCGUACCCAACUUUUCCCUCUGCUACUGAAAAAGGGCUUCAAUGGGAACCUUUGGAAUCUCAGAGUUUAGAUUAUGCAGAUAUCUGAUAAACUCUCUUAAAAAACCAAGUUGUUCCUAACUGUCGUAACGAAUCUGAUAGCCCUCCAAAUUUUCCUGCUGUGCACUAUGAUGAUGCUGACAGGCUUCCUUUUUUGAACAAAGCUGCCCUUUGCAGGGCUGAUCAGCAGCAUCUGACUGGUGCAGAUCACAUGGGAACACUCAUUCUCACUUAUCUCUUUUUUUCCAUUCCGAUACGUGGGCUUGAGAUUACGAAGCCCCGAAUAUUGUCCUUAUAGUCAUUAAUGCACUUUUUUCUUUCCCCUGUAACACAAGUUACACGUUGGCGAGUGAAGUGUCUUACUGCUGUGAUUUAACUGGUGAAUUAAUAGCUAAUGGGAAGAAAAUAGUUGCUUCUGCCCUGGAAACGCUUGAGAGAAUGUAUGAAAAGGUGAAGUAAGUCGUUAGGUGUAACUGAGCUGUGCAGCUGGAUGUUGUUUAAUGCUGUUAGUGUUCCUGGAUCAGCUGUGAGUUUACUUGAAGUCGAAUGUCAGCGCUUCGCACUGAAGGUUCAAGCAUUUUCCGUCCAUAACAUUGAUCUCAUUUGCAAAGACUGUCGUGCUCAGAACCUCUGCAGCACUGAUCAGUGACCAGGCUGUGAAACUGCAUUGUACAAAGCUUUGCACCAGUCAGAUUUUAUUGUCUUCUGACAGUGUUUGUGGGAGAGAGGGUCCGUCCUAGCAAGUGAGGAGAAAGAUCAUGUGCUAGGGAACUGCUGAGACUUGCUGCGUGCAGCCUGCUUGGAGAGAAAAAGGUCCACCUCUUGUUUUCUUUUUGUCUGAGUUUAGGUGAUUAAUCAAAUUGCUGCUCUCUGUGCACUGACUUUUCUAGAAUUGCUACUGCAGUGAUGUAAAGAAAUGGUUAUUUUAAAGAUGCAUAUAUAUAUAUAUAUUUAUUUUGAAAAUGUUUGAUUAAUAUAUUAAUGUGAAAUGAUUUCCGAAUGCAGAUUUGUUUUGCCAAGACUGUGAAGUAAAGCGAAAUCAGCUCAAAACUUAAUGCUGUGUGUGUUUGUGUAUGUUGAAGGGGCGUUUCUCUUGACUGAGGCUUACUUGGUGAAAUGACAGUAAGGUAUUAAAUGUUCACAAAUGCCCAUUUCCCAAUUCCUGUUGGAAACUGGUGAGGCGACUGCUCAGCAUUUUACCCAGAUGUGUUUAUUUCUAGACCAGUUGUCCUUGUAAAAGCUCCUUGUAAUCUAUUGCUGGAGAAAGUAGUCGAGGGACACCUUCCAAAUUGUGCUCUCAGCAUUGUGUUUGUCCUCCCACGUAACCAUUAAUGAAUUUUUAUGCUGGCCCAUCAACUCGGGCUUGAUUUCUUUAGCAAGAAGUGGGUGGAGAAGGGAAACAUGAAGACAGAAAAUGUUACAGCCCGGUGACAACACAACAAUCCCUGUUCUGUGAAUUAAAAUACUUCACUGCUGGUUUUCUUGUAUCUCCUCAGCCCGAUGUAAGAAGCUGCAGGAGGCUUGGUGCACCAGGGCUCCUGCUUUUAAAAUGGCUCUCUCCCAUUUACACCCUUCUAGGAUUAAUGUCUGUAAGCAAGCACGGUUUGUGUGAAGCCCCCAAGUCUCUUGCCCAGCACCACGUCCAGUACAGCUCUCGUGCAAGCAGUCAGCACAAACAUAUGGACCUCUCCCACCGCUUCUCCAAGCAAGAGCUGGCCCUGCUCUACCAGGAGGUGCUUUACACCAUCCAGCACCGUCUGGGCAAACCCCAGCCCCAACACGUUGCUGAUGCCCAGGAGCUCUGUGCCUACGUGCAGAAGGCUUUUGGCAUGGAUGCGGAGGAGCACAGGGCCAUCAUGCAGCAGGUCCAGGAGCUGGAGAGCCCAAUUUUUUGUCUGAAAGCAACCGUGAAGGAAGCCAAAGGGAUUUUGGGUAAAGACGUCAGCGGGUUCAGCGACCCGUACUGCCUGCUGGGCAUCGAGUCCAAGAACCAGGAGCCGGCCCACCCCGACAGCAAGAGGAGGCUGAAGGCUGUGGUCAAGGACCUCAUCCCUGAGGACCAGAUCCAUCGCACACAAAUCAUCAGCCAGACCCUCAACCCCGUGUGGGACGAGACGUUUAUCCUGGAGUUUGAGGACAUGGAAACAGCCAGCUUCCAUUUGGACAUGUGGGACUCAGACACGGUGGAGUCAGUGCGGCACAAGCUGGGCGAGCUGACGGACCUCCAUGGCCUCAAACGGAUCUUUAAGGAUGCUCGGAAGGACAAAGGGCAGGAUGACUUCCUGGGGAAUGUGGUCCUCCGCCUGAAGGACCUGCACUGCUGGGACGACCAAUGGUACCAACUGGAGCCACGCACAGAGACGUACCCCAACCGGGGCCAGUGUCACCUGCAGUUCCUGCUGACCCACAAGAAGCGGGCCACCACCUGCAGCCGGACGCAGCCGAGCUACACCGUGCACCGCCACCUCCUGCAGCAGCUGGUGUCCCACGAGAUCCUGCAGCACCAGGCCGGCAGCACUGCCUGGGACGGGGAGCUGAGCCCACAUGCCAGCACUGUGCUGUACCUGCACGCCACACAGAAGGAUCUCUCUGACUUCCACCAGGUCAUGGCGCAGUGGCUGGCGUACAGCAAGCUGUACCAGAGCCUGGAGUUCAACAGCAGCUGCCUGCUGCACCAGAUCACCAGCAUCGAGUACCAGUGGGUGCAGGAGCGCCUGCGGCCGGAGCAGAAAGCUGAGCUGGCGGAGUCCUUCCAGUCCUUGCUGACCUAUGGGGUGUCCCUCAUCCGGAGGUACCGCAUCAUCUUCCCCCUCUCUGUUGCGAGGUCCACGGAGAGGCUGCAGUCCCUGCUCCGGGUCCUGGUCCAGAUGUGCAAGAUGAAAGCAUUCAGAGAGCUGUGCACACCCAGCCCUGACCUCCCCAGAAUGGUCUCUGAGGCGCUCAAGUCAGGCACGGCGGAGUGGUUCCACAUGAAGAAGCAGCACCUCCAGCCCAUGGUGAAGAGCAUGGAGGAAAAUGGCAAAGCCUUGGCCAAACUCCUUUUGGAGGUGAUAGGAGAUCUCCAGCAAUGCCAGAAAAUCUGGAAUAAAUUCUUCAUCAGCACCUUGAAGCUGAAUCUCUUCUCCAUUGCCUACCUGGAGCUGGAGAGCCUGGUUGCAGAGCAUGUCCAGGAGCAGCUGCGUGAGAUUGACACUGGCAUGUCCAAGCCCACGGCUGAGAGCCUUUUCCAGCUCUACCUGAACCUGCAGGAGCUCUACAGGAUGAAGGACUUCCUCCCAAAGAGGGAUGGGCCAUUGGCUCUGAGUGAUUUCCACCAGUGGUUCAAGGAAGCUGUGCCUCAGUGGCUGCAGAAGGCCUACAGCAUCGCACUGGAGAGAGCACAGAGGGCUGUGCAGAUGGACCAGCUGACUCCCUUUGGGGAGCACAACAAGCACAGCACGUCCACUGUUGACCUGUCCACCUGCUACGCCCAGAUCGUGAAGACCUGGCAGCAGCUCAACUGGCCGGACCCUGAGGAAGCCUUCAUGAUCAUGGUGAAGCUCGUGGAGGAUAUGUGCAAAAUUGCCCUGAUGUACUGCCGGCUCGUCAAGGAGAGGGCUGAGGCUCUGUCACUGUGUGAGCAGAACGAGGGCGAAGCAGCCAACAGGCUCUGCAUCGUGGUGAACAACAUCAAGCAGCUGCGACUGCUCGUCCUGAAGCUGCCAUGGCAGCUGGACUGGGCCCAGCUGGAGCAGCGCACGGGGGCUGUCAUUGACCAGCAGCAGAUCCAGCACACGCUGCACCAUCAGCUCGACAGCACCGUCUCCUGUCUGGAUCGUGAGGUCCAGGACGUGGUGCAAGCCCUGGCCACCAAGCUGGAAGCGGGCAUCGCCAGGCACAUCCAAGAGCUGUCGGCCUCCAACAAUGCUCAGGAACCUGAAGAUUCCAUCCUCCCUCUCAUGAAGUUCCUGGAGUCGGAGCUGCAGUACCUCAAUGAGCACCUGGUCCAGGAGAACUUCAAAAGCCUCCUUGCUCUGCUCUGGCAUCACACCUUGGCUGUGCUGACAGCGGCUGCGGGGCCGCAGGUGCCCUCGGUGCAGCACUGCAGGAAGCUGCACUGUGCCCUGAAGAGCCUGGAGCUGUGCUUCCAUGCUGAGGGCUGUGGGCUGCCCCUGGAGACCCUCCACAGCACUGCCUUCCUGUCACUGGAGAGCCGCCUGGCCCUCUGCUCCUCCACCAGCCGCAAGCUCAUCCAGAAGUACUUCAGCAACAGGAUCCAGGAGCAGCUGGACAUCAGCUCGGAGAAGUACGGGGCUGUGACCAUCAAAGCGCUGUACCGCCCUUCGGAGCAGAAGCUGCGCGUGGAGGUGCUCAAUGCUGCCAACCUCAUCCCAUUGGACUCCAACGCCUCAUCCCCCCCGAGAAGUGCCGCCAGGACGGGGCCUGUCUGCUGCUCACCGUCUUCGAUUACGACACCCUGGGGGCCAACGACCUGGAGGGAGAGGCCUUCUUCCCCCUGCGCCACCUGCCUGGCCUGGAUGCCGAUGAGGACCGACCCGACACGGGAUGGGUGCCCCAAACGCGCCUCCCGCUCACCCACCCCAAACCCGGCGGCGAUGAGAUCCUGCGGCUGCUGGAGUGCAGGAAGGGGGACAAGGAGGCCCAGGCCUUCGUCAAGCUGCGCAAGCAGCGAGCCAAGCAGUCCAAGGAGACGGCGUGAGGGGCAGAGGGCCCUAAAUGGGGGGGUCCAGAGCGGGAUCCCAUGGGGACAGCAGGCCCUGCCCCCAGCAGUGCCCCCUGUGGGGCUCAGGAGGGUCGUGGGGUGGUUGGGGGUUUCCCUGCAGACUAACACUACGUUGCCUGGCCGUGUCCCCAGCCCCAGUGCUCUGCAUGGGGCAGCAGCAUCGGUGUGGGGCUGGGGCAACCUGCCUCCUUGGUUGUCUGGUUUGUUUGGUUUUUUUUCCCUUUUGUUUUAAAUUAAAAGCACGGAAGCAGG
This is a messenger RNA of Gallus gallus (chicken), 5086 nucleotides long. It is a transcript of the gene UNC13D, whose product is annotated as unc-13 homolog D. NCBI's taxonomy places the organism in Eukaryota, Metazoa, Chordata, Aves, Galliformes, Phasianidae. The coding region runs from base 1695 to 5066 and encodes 1123 amino acids. The record is from RefSeq and is a predicted model, not a curated record. The transcript is spliced from 31 exons.